Molecule: messenger RNA, 192 nt
Organism: Rotaria sp. Silwood2
Lineage: Eukaryota; Metazoa; Rotifera; Eurotatoria; Philodinida; Philodinidae
Source: the annotation of a GenBank genome assembly
CCACGUUUUAUAUCAUUUCGUUAUCCAUUAAAAAGUUCAAUUGAAAAGGAUCUCGAUACAUUUUUUGGUAAAGAAGGAGAAUUAUUUUCUUCAAUUUUAUUAACUGAUGUGAAAUCAAUGUUAACUAAUCUUGGAACAAAAUUAAAGUCUAUUUCACAAGAUAAAACCGGUAUCAAUGAUUAUUCCACAUAG